Sinocyclocheilus grahami is the source of this 3813-nucleotide messenger RNA. Its product is annotated as patched domain-containing protein 1. The record is from RefSeq and is a predicted model, not a curated record. Lineage: Eukaryota; Metazoa; Chordata; Actinopteri; Cypriniformes; Cyprinidae. Gene Ontology annotation, cellular component: membrane. The transcript has 3 exons. Bases 238 to 2988 code for a protein of 916 amino acids.
CAUAAAUCAGGCGCCUCCGAAUAGUCUGAAUUAAGCACACAUGCACAUCAGACUGGGGCUGGCUGCUGUUGCAGCAGAAGAAGCGCGAGAAACAGUCACACAUCAGGGGGAUGGAUGGAAUCAAAAAGCCUCUAUAGUGAUCAAUAUCUGACUGUCUUUUGCAAAUCGCUGCAGUGCUUCACAGGUGUACACUCGAGUAUUCUCGCACGGAUUGACUGAACUGGAGCCACAUGUCACAUGUGCUUCAUAGGAAGAACCGGGGCAUCAUCUGCUGCAAGCUGGAUCUGGAGGAGGAUGCUGCGGCAAGUGAUACACAGAGGGCUGAAAUCUUCUUUCUACUGGCUGGGUUUGUUCGUGAGCAGGCAUCCGGUGUUCUUCCUCACCGUCCCCGCAGUCCUGACCAUUAUUUUCGGAUCCACGGUGCUGAGCCGGUUUAAGCCCGAAACGGACCUGGAGAUCCUGGUCGCCCCGACGCACAGCCUCGCGAAGAUCGAGCGGAGUCUCGCCAACAGCCUCUUCCCCGUCGACCAGUCCAAGCACAAGCUGUACUCGGACCUGCACACCCCCGGCAGAUAUGGCAGACUCAUUCUGCUGGCCAAGUCCGGGGGAAAUAUCCUGGAACUGGCCGAGCAGGUGCUCCAGGUGCACAAGAAGGUCCUGGAUAUGCAUGUCAAUUAUAAAGGUUUCAAUUACACUUUCGCGCAUCUCUGUGUCCUGAGCCACCGGGACAAGAGAUGCCUCCUGGAUGAUAUCAUCACCAUAUUCGAAGACAUUCGCUUAGCUGUUCUGUCUAACAGCACUUUUUCCAAGGUCCCCGUGAGCUAUCCGAAUACAACAUUAAAGGAUGGCCGAGUGUCCUUUAUUGGCCAUCAGCUGGGUGGCGUGGCCUUGCCUGUGAAUAGCCGGGAUCAACAAGUCAAGUUUGCUCGCGCCAUCCAAAUCACCUACUACCUCCGCAACCUUGGACCAGUGGUGCAGGACAUCAUUUCUGAGAAGUGGGAGAGUGAAUUCUGUAAGCUGGUUCACCAGUUGGCUACAGACAGCCAGGAACUACACAUCCAUUCACUUACAUCCUUCAGCUUAUGGCGGGACUUCCACAAGACAGGCGUGCUGGCCAAGAGCGAGGUACUGGUCAGCUUGGUGCUGGUGCUCCUGGGGGCCACCAUCUCCAGCUCUAUGCGGGACUGCUUGCGUGGGAAACCCUUCCUGGGCCUGUUGGGCGUCCUUACCAUCUGCAUCGCCAACGUGACGGCAGCUGGGAUUUUUUUCAUCUCUGAUGGGAAAUUUAACUCUACGCUGCUUGGGAUCCCCUUUUUUGCCAUGGGACAUGGAACGAAGGGUGUGUUUGAGCUUCUGGCAGGCUGGAGAAGAACCAGAGAGAGUUUGCCCUUCAAGGAGAGAGUGGCAGAUGCGUUCGCUGACGUGAUGGUGUGCUACACCAUGACUAGCUCACUCUAUAUUAUCACCUUCGGCAUGGGUGCCAGCCCUUUCACCAACAUCGAAUCCGUGAAGGUCUUCUGCCAGAGCAUGUGUGUAGCAAUCCUGGUGAACUACUUCUACGUAUUUUCAUUCUACGGCUCCUGUCUGGUGUUUGCCGGGCAGCUGGAGCAAAACCGCUAUCACAGCGUCUUCUGCUGCAAGAUCCCCUCAGUGGAGUAUCUGGACCGCCAGCCCACUUGGUUUAAGACCAUGAUGAGUGAUGGCCACGACUUGUCUACGCACCACGACAGCGCACCGUACCAGAACCACUUCAUUCAGCACUUCCUGAGGGAGCAUUACACAGAAUGGAUUACCAACACCUACGUCAAACCUUUUGUGGUUAUCCUCUACCUGAUUUACGCCUCCUUUUCGUUCAUGGGAUGUUUACAAAUCAGCGAUGGCUCCAACAUAAUUAAUCUGCUAGCUAGUAAUUCACCCAGUGUGUCGUUCGCCCUGACCCAACAGAAAUACUUUAGCAACUACAGUCCGGUGAUUGGGUUUUACAUCUACGAACCCAUUGAGUAUUGGAACUCCACAGUACAGGAGCACCUCAAGACGCUGGGCCAGGGCUUUAAUAAGAUUUCAUGGAUCGAUAAUUACUUUCACUAUCUGAGGGUCGUGAAUGUCAGCGCCUCAACCAAAAGUGAUUUCAUUAACAUCCUCAAGACUUCUUUUCUGAGGAGCCCAGAAUAUCAACACUUUGUGGACGACAUCAUUUUCUCCAAAAAUGGAGACGAGUACGACAUCAUCGCAUCCAAGAUGUACUUGGUGGCCAGGACGACUGAGAAGACCAGGGAAGAGGUCGUGGAGCUGCUGGAGAGGCUUCGACCUCUCUCCCUCAUAAACAGCAUCAAGUUCAUCGUUUUCAACCCAACGUUCGUGUUCAUGGACCGCUACAGUUCCUCCAUUAUCUCCCCCAUCUUAACAUCGGGUUUCAGCGUGCUCACUAUUCUCAUCCUCACCUUCUUCCUGGUCAUAAAUCCUCUGGGGAACUUCUGGUUGAUUUUGACUGUCACCUCUGUGGAACUGGGUGUCUUGGGUCUCAUGACGCUCUGGAAUGUAGACAUGGACAGCAUCUCUAUCCUGUGCCUUAUUUAUACUCUCAAUUUUGCCAUGGAUCACUGUGCCCCCCACCUCUACACGUUCGUACUGGCCACUGAGCACACACGGACUCAGUGCAUCAAGAUCUCUUUAGAGGAGCAUGGGGCCGCUAUUUUGCAGAACACCUCGUGUUUUGUGAUUGGGAUAAUGCCUCUUCUCUUUGUGCCUUCUAACCUGACCUACACACUGUUCAAGUGCUCCCUUCUCACAGCCGGCUGCACAGUGCUGCACUGUUUCGUCAUCCUUCCGGUGUUUUUGACAUUCUUCCCGCCCUCUAAGAAGCGGCACAAGAAAAAGAAACGGGCAAAACGGAAAGAGCGGGAAAGAGAGAGGGAGCGGGAGAGGGAGAGAGAGGAAAUCGAGUGCAUUGAAGUCAGGGAAAACCCGGACCACGUAACCAAUGUUUGAUUGAAAGAUGUGUGUGAACAUAAUUGGUAAGAUAUCAGCUCCUGUCCACUAGGGGCGACGUCAGACAGCACUUCACAGGUCCAGAGGUGGCCAAGUCUGGCACUCUUGCCCCUGGGGUGACCCUCGCGACCCCAGCAAUCAACAACAGUGCUGUCCAGAGUUAAAAACCCCUUCUCACUCAUUUAUUGUGUACACUUCGUCCAGAACAGUGUAUAACAUCUGCAGCUGCUAGAUUACAUUAGCCGUUAACAUGAAAGGUUUGCGCAAGAAGGUUGUCUGUAUACAUGAACUAAUACAAAAGACCUAAACAGAAGGCCUUCAAAAAUGUUAGCAUGAAUCUAUAAGCAGGUGGUUUCCUGCUUAUUUUAGAUCUCUAGGGGUAUUCCCAAGGGUAUUCAUAUAUGUUUUGCAAGAGCAGAUAUCACAAUAAGUACAUUUGCUCUUAUUUAGCACCAACACGAUUCUUUUUGGUCACUCCGUGUUUUUCUAACAGUUAUGCACCUCACGUUCCUCCAGCCUUGUGCUUACAUAAUUAAUCAAGACCAACUCUGUUUAAAAAUAACUAUGUGAAAAAUAGUAGCGAACGGAAGUAGCAGUUUCCAGCGUCCAUCAAAUUAUGCAGCACUCUCCUACAAGCAACACUUGGCAUGCAUUUAUCACAAACGUCCUGUAGCAAAUUUAAUAGUGUGUUUGUGGUUUCUCUGGUAGCAGUUAUUUAGACGUAUUCACUGAGACUCCCCCCGAGAGGUCCCACCUUAUACCUGGAAAAUAUCCUCAGAGCAAAGCAUUAAUGGUCAAUAGUAUGAUUUAUUAAGGAUUGUAAAA